CACCUGUCAGCUAGUGUAGCACCGUGGCUGGGCGAGCAGCAUCAGGCAUGAAUCAGGUGAUCGUGUUCUUGGUAAUGGCCAUGGGAACCCACACCCUCAAUUUUCGGAUCCAGAAGGACUGCACCCACUGGCCUAACUGCUGUCCCAGCAAAAGGCAGGACCCCACUCAUGAGUGGCUGAAGCGGGACACUGUCCUCAAGUUCCCCGGAGAGACCACUAGCCUCACCCACCACGCAGAAUCCUGCAAAGCCAGUGAAGACGGACCACUCAACAGCAGGUCUAUCUCCCCCUGGAGUUAUGAGUUGGACAGGGACUUGAACCGGCUCCCCCAGGACCUGUACCACGCCCGUUGCCUGUGUCCACACUGUGUCAGCCUACAGACGGGCUCCCACAUGGACCCCCUGGGCAACUCGGAGUUGCUCUACCACAACCAGACCGUCUUCUACCGGCGGCCGUGCCCUGGAGAGCAGGGUGCCCCUGAUGGUUACUGUUUGGAACAAAGACUCUACCGUGUCUCCCUGGCUUGUGUGUGUGUGCGGCCCCGAGUGAUGGCCUAGUCAUGCUGCCCAUGCCUGGUUCCUGGUUGGAACACUGGACCUGGGUGUGCAACCACCUGCCCUGGUGAACCAGGAUGCCCGAAUGUUCAGCCCCUCCAAAGCACUACCUGGAGCAGCAGUGUCAUUGGACAGAAUGGUGGAUUGGAGGGAGUCGCUCAUUUCACUUUUUGGAGUGGAUGGGAAAUGCAGGGUGAAAGCAACAGAAUUUCUUACGGCCAAUGGAAGAGGACAUCCUGGCAUUUCCUCUUGGGAAAGGUCUUUAAGGCUCUACCCGUUUCUGGAGGCCACCACCCCAUCUCUUCCCUUUCUCCCAUCCCCAGCUACCUGGCACAGCACAAGCACUUUCUUGCUACUUUCCCCUUUGCUGAUGGAGAGCCCCUCAUUUCAUUUGUAUGUUCAUCUGUCCAGCCAUCCAUCCAUCCAUCCACCCAUCCACCCACUCAUCCAUCCAACCCUCGGUGAGCAUCUACUCUGCACAUACCUUGAUGCAAUUACUAGGCUCUGAGAAAGAGGCUGUUAUUGAGCUUGGAGAGAUUUGUCCAAAUAAAUAAUCUGUAUUUA
Molecule: messenger RNA, 1118 nt
Organism: Nyctereutes procyonoides (raccoon dog)
Lineage: Eukaryota; Metazoa; Chordata; Mammalia; Carnivora; Canidae
Gene: IL25
Product: interleukin 25
Exons: 3
Coding region: 48-557 (169 amino acids)
Cellular component (GO): extracellular region
Molecular function (GO): cytokine activity
Source: RefSeq, a predicted model, not a curated record